This is a messenger RNA of Rhododendron vialii, 625 nucleotides long. Its product is annotated as non-specific lipid-transfer protein 2-like. The record is from RefSeq and is a predicted model, not a curated record. Bases 87 to 371 code for a protein of 94 amino acids. The transcript has a single exon. Gene Ontology annotation, biological process: lipid transport. Lineage: Eukaryota; Viridiplantae; Streptophyta; Magnoliopsida; Ericales; Ericaceae.
ACCGCCUCUCUCUCUUUCUCUCUCUCUCUCUCUCUCUCUCUCAUUAGUAUUAGUCUUUUUUCCUUUCCUUGAGUAGGAGUGACAAAAUGAAGACAUCUUACAUUGUUGCUGUGUUUUCGGUGCUUGUUCUCCUCUUGGGGUAUCAAGCACAGGUGACCAUGGCCGUUGUAUGCAACCCAUCGGAGCUGAGCCCGUGUUCCAGUGUCAUCUCGUCAUCCGCGCCUCCAUCGAAGUUAUGCUGCAGUAAGAUACAGGAGCAGAAGCCUUGCCUUUGCCAGUAUGCCAGCAACCCUAACUUCAAGAAGUUUCUUGCCUCCCCCAAUGCCCAGAAAGUUGCCACCACUUGUGGGGUUCCAAUCCCUAAGUGUUAAAAGCCCUACAUUAUAUUAUCAUCUUUGCGGUUGCGGAGAGAAUGAGUUUUUCCACCUUAUGUUUGGUGUUGUUUCUAUCCUACGUCUCAUAAAGGUUCCUAGCUCUGUAUGGGCAGGGUAUGCACGAGUUAAUUAGAUAAAGUAAAUAAUCUCAUUCUCUGAUGUACUUAUAUAUGGUACAGACUUAAAGCUUGUGUUGUGUGCCGUGUUGAAGUGAAGGUGUUUUAUGUAAUGGAAUAACUUAAUUUGUGCUC